Molecule: messenger RNA, 1647 nt
Organism: Dictyostelium purpureum
Lineage: Eukaryota; Evosea; Eumycetozoa; Dictyosteliales; Dictyosteliaceae
Exons: 1
Coding region: 1-1647 (548 amino acids)
Biological process (GO): glutaminyl-tRNAGln biosynthesis via transamidation; mitochondrial translation
Molecular function (GO): glutaminyl-tRNA synthase (glutamine-hydrolyzing) activity
Source: RefSeq, a predicted model, not a curated record
AUGAUAAUAAAUAACCUUAAUAAAUUAAAUAAAUUUAAUAGUUUUCAAAGAUAUUAUAGUUUGCAAACAUCAGUAAAACUAAAUGAUACUAGUAAUUCUAAUAAUAGCAAUGGCAAUAAAAACAAUAUAAAAUAUAUAGUUAAAAAUAAUAAUGAUUAUUUAAAAAGUAAUAAAACAGGUGACCUUUGGGAACUUAUAGUUGGUAUUGAAGUGCAUGCUCAAACUAAAACAAAAGAGAAAUUAUUUUCAAACAGUUUGAACAUUGGUAGUAUGGAAGGAUUCAAAGCAAACUCACGUGUUAGUUAUGUCGAUGCAGCAUUUCCUGGAUCAUUACCAGUGUUAAAUGAAAAGUGUGUAGAGCAAGCAAUUAAAACAGGUUUAGCAAUAGGUGGUAAAAUAAACAAGUACAGUUAUUUCGAUAGAAAACAUUACUUUUAUCAAGAUUUACCACAAGGUUAUCAAAUUACUCAACUAAAUGCACCAAUAGUGCAAGGGGGCCAAUUGAUAUUGGAUUUAAAAGAUAACAGAAAACAUAAAAUUAAUAUUUCACAUAUACAAUUAGAACAAGAUUCUGGCAAAUCAAUUCACGACUUACAUCCAACCAAAUCACUUGUAGAUCUUAAUAGAGCAGGCAUUGGUUUAAUGGAAAUCGUUUCUCAACCAGAUUUCACAUCCUCUGAACAAGUAGGACUUUAUAUUACUCAACUUCAACAUCUUUUAAAACACAUUGGCUCUAGUGAUGCAAACAUGCAAUUUGGCGAACUUCGUUGCGAUGUUAAUAUAUCUGUUCACAAACCAGACACACCAUUAGGCACCCGUGUUGAAAUCAAAAAUAUGAUCUCUGCCAAAGCCAUAGUAUCAAGUAUUGACGCCGAAGCUGCUCGUCAAAUCGAAAUUUUGGAAAAUGGUGAUAUAAUUAAAAGAGAAACUCGUGGCUUUAACCAAGAUAGCGGUGAAACUUUCCAUCUUCGUACCAAAGAAGAUGAAGUAGACUAUAGAUUUUUCCCAGAUCCAGAUUUACCACCUCUUAUAACCUCUGAGGAAACAAUUGAACGUCUCAAGAAUCAAAUUGGUGAAUUACCACAAGAAAUGAGAGAUCGUUUAAUCAAACAAUACGAUAUCUCCCUAUACGACGCAAAUAUCUUGGUAAAUGACCACAAAGCAGCCAAAUUCUUUGAACAAUGCAUUAGCUUUGGUGGAACUAAAAGAGAUCCAAAGAAACUUUUAACCUGGAUUCUUCGUGAUAUCUAUAAAUGGUCCAAUUCAAAUAAUGUAACAGAUUUCUCAACCAUCAACAUCAAUGUUGAAACAUUAACUCAAAUCUAUGAUUUGGUCGAAAGUGGUUAUGUUUCAAUGAACCCUGCUAAAGAAAUUCUCGAAAUGAUCUUAAACGGUGAUAAAAGAUCUCCAAAAGAAAUUGUAGAUCAUUUAGGUGUAUCUCAAAUCUCUGAUCAUCAAUUGUUGGAAGAACUUUGUCGUAAACUAGUUGAUGCCCAUCCAAACGAAGUCAAAGAUUAUCAUGAAGGUAAAAUUAGACUUUUCAAAUUCUUUGUUGGUCAAAUUAUGAAGGAAACCAAAGGUAGAUCAAAUCCCGAAAUUGUAAAUAAUUAUAUAAAGAAAUAUUUGGAUUUAAAAAAAGAUAAUUAA